This is a messenger RNA of Ziziphus jujuba (common jujube), 1661 nucleotides long. RefSeq lists its product as uncharacterized. Gene Ontology annotation, molecular function: tRNA dihydrouridine synthase activity. Gene Ontology annotation, biological process: tRNA dihydrouridine synthesis. The transcript is spliced from 13 exons. Lineage: Eukaryota; Viridiplantae; Streptophyta; Magnoliopsida; Rosales; Rhamnaceae. The record is from RefSeq and is a predicted model, not a curated record. Bases 197 to 1489 code for a protein of 430 amino acids.
UAAGAGCCCGGCCCACAAUGUCCUUUCUUGUUUUCGUUCAAUCAAUUUGCCGCGGAUAAAGCAACACUAAAUUCCUGCUCCAAAUUCUGCAAUUUUAUAUACUCAAAGGCCGUCGAGUUUAGCAGGAGCUGUCGCCGCAACUUUCUUCCCCAUCCUUGUACCUCAAGGAGCAGGCUGUGAUCUGAAUGGAGGGAAGAUGAAAUUUACAAGGCAUUCUUCAAUAGCUUCAGCAAUUCCUGUUCAUGCUAUUUCUCGCAAACACCAUUGCAGAUCUCCAUCUAGCAUAUUUCACCGAAAUUUGACUAAACCAAGGAGAAUAUCUGCUUAUGGUCAAAAGCAUCAACUGAGUACAAAAGCUGAGAUGGGUGCUGAACAUUAUCUUCCUCCUUGGUUUAGCGUUGCUCCUAUGAUGGACUGGACUGAUAAUCAUUACAGGACUCUAGCUCGAAUGAUAUCAAAACAUGCAUGGCUCUACACAGAAAUGCUUGCAGCUGAAACGAUUGUGUAUCAGGAGGGUAAUCUGGACAGAUUCCUGGCAUACUCUCCAGAGCAACAUCCUAUCGUUCUCCAAAUUGGUGGGAGUAAUUUGGAAAACCUGGCAAAAGCAACUACACUUGCGAAUCCUUACCGCUAUGAUGAGAUCAAUUUUAAUUGUGGAUGUCCAAGUCCAAAAGUUGCUGGACAUGGAUGCUUUGGUGUUCGUCUAAUGCUUGAUCCAAAGUUUGUUGCUGAGGCCAUGUCUGUGAUUGCUGCCAAUACAGAUGUCCCUGUCAGUGUUAAAUGUCGAAUUGGUGUCGAUAAUCAUGACUCCUAUAAUGAGCUCUGUGAUUUUAUUUACAAGGUUUCUUCUCUAUCACCAACCAGGCAUUUCAUAAUACAUUCACGAAAGGCACUUCUCAAUGGCAUAAGUCCAGCUGAAAAUCGAAGUAUUCCGCCUCUUAAAUAUGAGUAUUUUUAUGGCCUUCUACGUGACUUUCCAGACUUGAGAUUUACAAUAAACGGGGGCAUAAACAGUAUUGAUGAGGUUCAUGCAGCUAGAAGGGCAGGAGCUCAUGGUGUAAUGGUUGGGCGUGCUGCAUAUAAUAACCCUUGGCGGAUUUUGGGACAUGUUGAUGCUGCAAUUUAUGGUGCACCAAGGAGUGGUGUUACACGGCGUGAGAUCCUUGAGAAAUAUCAAGUGUAUGGGGAUGCCAUGUUGGGAAAAUAUGGACACAAACCAAAUGUCCGGGAUAUUAUAAAGCCUUUACUUAGCUUUUUUCAUUCAGAACCUGGGAAUGGUUUGUGGAAGCGCAAAGCUGAUGCUGCUUUCCAGAGUUGUAGGACGAUCAAAUCAUUUUUUGAGGAAACUCUUGUGGCAAUUCCCGACUACGUCAUGGAUUCACCUAUUGGAGAGCUGCCUCCUCCAGCCUCUGAAGAUCCAUUUGCUAAUAUACAUAGUAUGCUACCACCUCAAUACAAAACAAGCGAAGAAGAUGUUCUAUAUGCUUAAUUUGUAUACGUACGAAAGUUCAAACAUUCUAUGGCUAUAUUUUUCCAAGUCUACCCAAAUUCAUUGCAAUUUUGUAGCGUGGCCGGAUUUGGCUGGUGUAACAAUAUUGUAUUGUAGGCAUAUUAAUUGAUAACUGACAUUAAAGUGCUAAUACCUUCAGUAUCUUUCUUGA